This is a messenger RNA of Trichobilharzia regenti, 2493 nucleotides long. The record is from the annotation of a GenBank genome assembly. Lineage: Eukaryota; Metazoa; Platyhelminthes; Trematoda; Strigeidida; Schistosomatidae.
AUGGAUCACAAACUCAAUGAAUUAACUGAAAAUAUUAAGCAAAGAGGUCGUGAAGGAGCUUAUCCGCUAUUUAAACAAACGGGUCCAGAAUAUGUGAUGCCUAAGUUUCCAAUCGAAAGAAAAGAAAUGGAGGAGCACAUAUUAGAAUUUAAAUUAGCCAGAUCAGCUAGUAAUAUGGAUGGUGAUUACAAAGUGACAACUAGUGAAGAAAAUCGUGAUUCAAUAGUAGUUGCACCGAGAACUUUUGGUUUGGAUAAUUACAAUUCUAUGGGGAAUAUGAUAAAUGGAUCAGCAGAAUCGGUCAGUAGUAAUAAUAAACAGAGCCACCAUACUUGUGGAAUAGUGUUGGGCAAAAAUGAUAAAGUGAAUGAAGAAGACUAUUCAUGCGAUUGUCUAACUCAGCUGCCUGAAGAAUUUCCACAAGAACGUCAUGCUCAGCCUAGUUUAUCUACAUCAGGCACUAAUACAUCAUCUUUGGAGUUUAGUAAUCGUAUACAAUCAAGACUAGCUCAAGGCGGUUUCCUGCUUCAGAAUGAACAAUUUAGUGGUGGUAGUGUUGGUGGCGGCGGAGGUUCUUUAGUUCGACGAUUGUAUAGUGUUCCAGGGGCAGCUAGUGAUGGUCUACCAUUGCAUUUAACGCCUGGUUCAAGUAUGUAUGCUGAUGUAGCUCCUGUUAUCCAGGAGGUUGAAGUAGCCGCUGAAGCACAUUUGGAAUCAGCAGCUGUAGAAUUUCAACGGGUUCAAAUCUGUGGUGAUGAUACUCUUGGGCUGUCUACAAUUCAUCCACAUACCUCUGGAAAUUCCUUCGGUCAACAGUGUAUCGUACAGGUACCCGUGGAUGAUCUGCAUUUCGCAUCAGAGGCUUUAAUCAAAGCCCUGUUAUUACGUCAUAAGUACAUCACAGCAUCGCAUCAAUCAUUUUAUCGCACUACAGCACGUUAUUUAAGUAUAUUGGAUUCAGGUUCAGUGAAAUUGUUGGAUUAUGAAGAGAAACGUUACAAGACUAUACACACUCCUGUAUUCGAUCAUCCUAUACAUCCACCUGAAAAAACCGGUGAUCCAUUCGAAAUUGACUAUUGGCCUGAACCGUUGAAUGUGAAACUUGAAUUCCACAAAGGGAUUAUGCAUGUUAUACGUAACCGUGAAACGGUUAAUGGUAAUGGUGGUGGUUGUGGUGGCGGCGGUGUUUCAGAGAGUACUGACAAGGCGAAUGGUGAAGUUCAUCAGACAAAUAACGAUCACGGCGAUGAUGAUAAUGAUGACGAUGGUUUACCAGUAUUCAAUGUGCCCUGUUUACAAACCUUUUUCUCAGAUUUUGAUACCAUACGUACAUUUGUAGCCGAUGGUCCAUUGAAAUCAUUUUGUUAUCGUCGACUCACCUAUUUAGCUUCGAAGUUUCAAUUGCAUUCUCUGCUGAAUGAAGCUCGGGAAUCACUUGAACAGAAACGUGUGUCACACAGAGAUUUCUAUAAUAUUCGUAAGGUUGACACACAUUUACACGCCUCAUCCUGUAUGAAUCAAAAGCAUUUAUUACGUUUUAUCAAGAAAACUAUACGCACCAAAGCAAAUGUACACGUGUGUGAAGAUCCGAAAACGAAAAAGCCUAUCACAUUGAAUGAACUAAUUGACAAAAUUGGAAUUACUCUAUACGAUUUAAAUAUUGAUAACUUGGACGUUCAUGCUGAUCGUAAUACAUUUCAUCGAUUCGAUAAAUUCAAUGCCAAGUACAAUCCAAUUGGUCAGAGUCAACUACGUGAAGUAUUCUUAAAAUCGGAUAAUUACAUAAAAGGUGUAUUCUUUGCGCAUGUUUUAAAGGAAGUUUUUUCAGAUCUCUCCGAAUCCAAAUAUCAAAAUGCUGAACCACGUCUAUCGAUCUAUGGUAGAUCAAUUAAUGAAUGGGAUAAUUUAGCUAAAUGGGCUAUCGACUGUAAAGUGUAUUCAGAUAAUGUACGUUGGUUGAUACAAGUCCCACGUCUGUUCGAUGUUUAUCAUGCUAAAGGAUCAAUGAAAUAUUUUCAGGACAUUAUUACAAAUGUUUUCCAACCAUUAUUUGAAGUCACUGCCAAUCCUAAAUCACAUCCUGAGUUGCAUGCAUUUCUCCAGUAUGUCACUGGUUUCGAUUCUGUAGACGAUGAAUCCAAGUCGGAUAAGAUUGUCUUCAAUAUCUCUACGCCAACACCGGAUGAGUAUGAUUUAAAUGAGAAUCCACCUUAUUCUUAUUAUAUUUUCUACAUGUAUGCUAAUAUAGCUCAGUUGAAUCAAUUUAGAAGUCAUCGUGGAUUGAACACCUUCUCAUUUAGACCACAUUCUGGUGAGGCUGGAAAUAUUAAUCACUUGGUUACAUGCUUUCUAUUGGCUGAAAGUAUUAAUCAUGGUCUAUUGUUACGUAAAGCUCCUGUCCUUCAAUACCUCUAUUAUCUUGCUCAAAUUGGAAUUGCAAUGUCACCGUUAAGCAAUAAUUCCUAUUCUUGGAUUAUCAUCGUAAUCCCCUGA